AUGGUUGCUGUGACGAGCCAUGGAGGUGACAAUGGUGACGAGCCACAACAUCCGUUCCAUGGAGGUUUUGGUGAUCACCAGAUCAAUGUGUUGGCUCUAAAACGAAGAGGCAUAGGAUCACAAAUUCUAAAUGUAGCAUGUGGAGGUACGCUUUACGAAGACAUUGAGAAGGAAAUAACUAAAAACUCUCCACAAGUGAAGAAAGUGAGCCAUAUCGAUUAUGAAAACUACGAUGGACAUAGACAUGUAGUCAAUAUUGUGAAGAAUACCCAUUUGCAUCAAUGGUUUCACGAUUCUCUUGCAGAUGAUCCCAUGGCUUUUGCACUAGAUGGAUUGAUUGAAGGGUUUUAUGAUCCUGACUCUUAUAAUCCUGAAGAGGGUAAGUUUAUAAUGGGAUUACAGUUUCAUCCUCUGCGAAUGAGGAGAUUAGCUUAA
Molecule: messenger RNA, 435 nt
Organism: Lactuca virosa
Lineage: Eukaryota; Viridiplantae; Streptophyta; Magnoliopsida; Asterales; Asteraceae
Source: the annotation of a GenBank genome assembly